CACGCCAACCUCUGAACCAGGUUAUUAUCUGAGUCUCCGGGUUAUUAAAGGCGACUCCAGAGUGCAUGAGAUCCUUGUUGUGUGAGGGUCAUAUCAGGAUGCUCAGGGUCUUGCUGCUCCUGCUGGCUGCGUCUGGUCUCCACGCAAGACCACUGCACCGAUUCCCAAAUGGUAGAUUAAAACAAAUAGGGCCACAAAUGGUCCAAGAUGAACACAGGGAUAACUCAGUUCUGAAGCUCACGAACACUGAUGUGAAACCCAUGAAGCAAUUACCAGUUCCCGCUGAGUUCUGCAGGCAGGGAACAGAACCUUCCAGACGCUUCCUGAUGGAUCUGAACACUGGGAUGAUCAAGCAUGGAGUUGGUGAAAUGAACAGAAGAGUUUCGGGAUUGGAUGAGUUCAGGCAAGGCACUGAGAAGCAGAUGCACACCCUGCAGGAGCUCAGGAUGCGUCCCGUGAUGAGAUCGCAGUACAGCGCUCAGAGCGAAAAACACGAGCAGAGAGCGAUCCCUGACGAGGUCUACAGAAAAGGCACUGACGCAUCCCAGAAUAUCCUGAUGGACCUGAACACCGGUCUGCUCAAAGAACACAGGGACGAGACGGACAGGAGAUCAGCCGGCUCAGCUAAAUGGGAAGUGGUUUCUGAGCAUGAGGACAUAAGAAGCCAAGACUCUUCUCAACCUAAGGAGAACCACAAAGCAGUUCCUGUUGAGAUCCGCAGACAGGGCACAGAACCUUCCAGACGGAUCCUGAUCGACACAAACACUGGGAUGCCCAAGGAGCAACUCGGCGAAAUGAACAGAAGAGUUUCCGGCUUCUACAAUCCAGGCCCUAUUGAGAAGAGACAGGGAACAGAACCUUCCAGACGAUUCCUGAUGGACAUGGACACUGGGAUGCUCAAGCACGAAGUUAGCGAAAUGAACAGAAGAGUUUCUGGCUUCUACAAUCCUCCAGCUUACGAGAUGAAGAAGGGAACCCAGAAUUCUCACGCCACUCUCGUGGAUCCCAGAACAGGACAAAUAAUGCCAUCUCUAACAGAGCUGCAGAGGAGCGCUGCUCCAUUGGAUGAGUUCAGACAAGGCACUGAGUACCAGCCGUACAUCCUACAGGAGCUCAGAUCGAGUGCGCUGCACAAACAAGGCUCUGAACCUUCCAGAAACCUCCUGAUGAAUACGAACGCCGGUCUACGUAAAGAACACACAGCUAAAUGGGAAGUGGUUUCUGAGCAUGAGGACAUAAGAAGCCAAGACCCUUCUCAACCUAAGGAGAACCACAAAGCAGUUCCUGUUGAGAUCCGCAGACAGGGCACAGAACCUUCCAGACGGAUCCUGAUCGACACAAACACUGGGAUGCCCAAGGAGCAACUCGGCGAAAUGAACAGAAGAGUUUCUGGCUUCUACAAUCCAGGCCCUAUUGAGAAGAGACAGGGAACCGAACCUUCCAGACGAUUCCUGAUGGACAUGGACACUGGGAUGCUCAAGCACGAAGUUGGCGAAAUGAACAGAAGGGUUUCUGGCUUCUACAAUCCUCCAGCUUACGAGAUGAAGAAGGGAACCCAGAAUUCUCACGCCACUCUCGUGGAUCCCAGAACAGGACAAAUAAAGCCAUCUCUAACAGAGCUGCAGAGGAGCGCUGCACCAUUGGAUGAGUUCAGACAAGGCACUGAGUACCAGCCGUACAUCCUACAGGAGCUCAGAUCGAGUGCGCUGCACAAACAAGGCUCUGAACCUUCCAGAAACCUCCUGAUGAAUACGAACGCCAGUCUACUUAAAGAACACCAAAAUAAAAAGGACUCUUCUAGACAUAAGGAGAACCACAAAGCAGUUCCUGUUGAGAUCCGCAGACAGGGCACAGAACCUUCCAGACGGAUCCUGAUCGACACAAACACUGGGAUGCCCAAGGAGCAACUCGGCGAAAUGAACAGAAGAGUUUCUGGCUUCUAUAAUCCAGGCCCUAUUGAGAAGAGACAGGGAACAGAACCUUCCAGGCGAUUCCUGAUGGACAUGGACACCGGGAUGCUCAAGCACGAAGUUGGCGAAAUGAACAGAAGGGUUUCUGGCUUCUACAAUCCUCCAUCUUACGAGAUGAAGAAGGGAACCCAGAAUUCUCACGCCACUCUCGUGGAUCCCAGAACUGGACAAAUAAUGCCAUCUCUAACAGAGCUGCAGAGGAGCGCUGCACCAUUGGAUGAGUUCAGACAAGGCACCGAAUACCAGCCGCACACCCUGCAGGAGCUCAGGAUGCACGACAUUGUGAGACCCCAAUGACAGCUGGCGGACGACGUUUGGCUGCGUUCAUACAGACUGCAUGACAACCAUCUAGUUGACUUAAUUGUUGGAUUCAAACGUUUCAUGAAAUGAAAGUGUCAUGCAAUCUUUGUAAUGACCUCACACGUCAUUUCUGCAAAAUAAAUGCAUUAACAAAAUCAUA
Molecule: messenger RNA, 2430 nt
Organism: Puntigrus tetrazona (Sumatra barb)
Lineage: Eukaryota; Metazoa; Chordata; Actinopteri; Cypriniformes; Cyprinidae
Exons: 16
Coding region: 66-2267 (733 amino acids)
Source: RefSeq, a predicted model, not a curated record